Neogale vison (American mink) is the source of this 1695-nucleotide messenger RNA. It is a transcript of the gene APCDD1L, whose product is annotated as APC down-regulated 1 like. Gene Ontology annotation, cellular component: plasma membrane. The record is from RefSeq and is a predicted model, not a curated record. Gene Ontology annotation, molecular function: Wnt-protein binding. Lineage: Eukaryota; Metazoa; Chordata; Mammalia; Carnivora; Mustelidae. The transcript has 5 exons. Bases 1 to 1695 code for a protein of 564 amino acids. Gene Ontology annotation, biological process: negative regulation of Wnt signaling pathway.
AUGGCCAACGGUGGAACCAUCAGGACGGUCUCUGGGGACCCGAUGAGUCUCCACAGGAGCCUCCGGGCCUCCAGGAGGGGAGGGAUCUACUCUGCCUCAUUUUUCGGAGAAGCUGUCUGGGGCCACCCGCCCCAUCAGACAGCUGCCGAGGGACAGUGUGGGGACCUCACGCCUCCCCAGGCCUUCUCUGGUGGCGCCGGGAAGCUGCGGUGUGCGGUGGAGAAGGGGGCAGAGUCCCGCACCACAGAGGCGACUGGGACUGCCGGGGGUGGCCGUCUACACUGGGAACCCCGCUGCCAACAGCCCGCGCCCAGCAGAGCCCCCGUCACUGUGCUGCUGCCCCCACGCCUCAACGGGCCCUGGGUCUCUACCGGCUGUGAGGUGCGCCCGGGACCGGAGUUCCUCACCCGCUCCUACACCUUCUACCCUAACCGCCUCUUCCGAGCCUACCAGUUCUACUACAGGGACCCUUUCUGCCGGGAGCCUGCCCACUCCCUGCUCAUCAAGGGCAAAGUCCGCCUGCGCCGGGCCUCCUGGGUCACCAGAGGGGCCACUGAGGCCGACUACCACCUGCACAAGGUGGGCAUCGUCUUUCACAGCCGCCAUGGCCUGCUCGAUGUCACCGGGAGUCUCAACCAGACCCGGGUGGGCCAGGACUGUGCCCGGCGGCUGCCCCCAGCCCGGGCCUGGCUGCCCGGGGCCCUGUACGAGCUGCUGAGCGCCCGGGCCAAGCAGGACUGCACAGAAGCCCUGGGCUUCACCAUGCACGAGCUCAGCCUGGUCCGCAUGCUGCGGCACCUGCAACCGCAGGCUCGGGCUGGGCCCCGGCUGGUGGAGGAGCUCUACCUGGGGGACAUCCACACCGACCGAGGGGAGAGGUGGCACUACCGGCCCACGGGCUACCAGCGCCCGCUGCAGAGUGCCCUGCACCACGCCCGCCCCUGCCCGGCGUGCAGCCUCAUCGCGCGCUCUGACGAGCACCACCCGCCCGUGCUGCCCCCCCAGGCGGCCCUGCCCCUGCGCCUGGGGGGCCGGUGGGUCAGCCCCGGGUGCGAGGUGCGCCCCGCCGUGCUCUUCCUCACCAGGCUCUUCACCUUCCACGGGCACAACCGCUCCUGGGAAGGGUAUUAUCGCCACUUCUCAGACCCCGCCUGCCGCCAGCCCACCUUCACGGUCUACGCCGCGGGCCACUACACCAGGGGCAGGCCCUCCAGCAAGGUCCUCGGCGGCACCGAACUGGUGUUUCAGGUCACCCGGGCCCGAGUGACUCCCAUGGACCAGGUCACCACGGCCAUGCUCAACUUCUCUGAACCGAGCAGCUGCGGGGGCCCGGGGGCCUGGUCCCUGGGAACCGAGCGGGACGUCACAGCCACCAACGGGUGUCUUCCGCUGGGCAUCAGACUCCCCCACGUGGAGUACGAGCUUUUCAAGAUGGAGCUAGACCCCCUCGGGCAAAGUCUGCUCUUCAUCGGACAAAGGCCCACGGACGGGUCAAGUCCCGACACCCCGGAGAAGCGCCCCACGUCCUACCAAGCGCCCCUGGUGCUCUGCGACGGGGUGGCCGAGGCGGUGUCUGGACCCCUGCAGCACAGACCUCAGCCGAAGCCCUUCCGUGGUGGGGGCCCGUGUCCUCCAGCGGCCCCUCUCCCAGUCCUGCCCCUGGCUCUAGGGCUGGCCUUCCUCAAGGGGCUCUGA